AUGUCUCAAAAAAUAGAAGAAAUUAGGUAUUGUCCGGCAGGUCAUUCUUCUAAGGAUCUGUGUUCUGGUCGACGAAAUUGCAUUAGAUUUGAUUUAGGAAUAUGCUGUAAAGUUGCUUUAAAAGAAAUAAAAGAUUCCAGAUAUGAUAUAGCUGAAUUUUUGAAAAUGAUAAAGACAAUUUAUGAUUUUGAUGGUUAUGACUUUAUUACUAAAUAUUAUGGAAUUUCAAAAAAUCCUUCUACACAAAACUACAUUAUUGUCAUGGAAUCAUUUGAUGUUGACUUACAUAAUCUUUUAACGAAAACUUUUUGGGAUUUAGGGUGGAAACAAAAAAACGACAUAUUAUUUUCAAUAGCUGCGGGUCUUAGAAUCUUACAUGCAGGAAAUUUAGUUCAUUGUAACCUUCAUAGUGGAAAUAUUUUAAAUGACGGCAUUGAUUCUGUCAUAGAUUUAGAUUUAUGUGAAUUGGAAAAUGAUUUAAUUUUAAAAUGUGACAAAAUUUAUGGAUCAAUUCCAUAUAUUCCACCUGAGGUAUUAAGAGGCAAUAGAUUUACGAGAGAGGGUGAUAUUUAUAGUUUCGGUGGAAUAAUGUAUGAAAUAGUUACUGCACAACGACCAUUUGCUGACCAAGCACAUGAUACUUAUUUGAUGAUUGAUAUAUGUAAUGAAUGGUAUUUAAACUUAAUGUAUCGAUGUUGGAGUGAUGAUCCCUCUGAACGUCCAAUUACUGAUGAAUUAGUGGAUUUAUUUCAGGACGUAUUAGUAAAACUUCAAAUUAAUAUAGUGGAUAAUGAUGUUAUGCGACAACUUAAAAUUGCUCGUGAAAAUCAAAAGAAUACAUCAAAAUCUCAAAAGCAUGAAUUAUUAGAAUUAUUUGCACAUUCAAGUAAGUUACAUCCACAAUCAUGUUAUAUUGGCCGAUAUAUUCAUACUCUUCAUGGAUUGAAUGAUUUAUUGGAAGAAAUAAAAUCUGGUAAAUCUUCAGAUCCUAAUGUAUUAAAGUCUAAUGAAUCAACUAUUUUAAACGUCAAUACUUAUGAUAUUCAUUAG
Messenger RNA from Diversispora eburnea, 1050 nucleotides. NCBI's taxonomy places the organism in Eukaryota, Fungi, Glomeromycota, Glomeromycetes, Diversisporales, Diversisporaceae. The record is from the annotation of a GenBank genome assembly.